Messenger RNA from Toxorhynchites rutilus septentrionalis, 3247 nucleotides. It is a transcript of the gene Naus, whose product is annotated as CTTNBP2 N-terminal-like protein. Bases 580 to 2985 code for a protein of 801 amino acids. Lineage: Eukaryota; Metazoa; Arthropoda; Insecta; Diptera; Culicidae. The record is from RefSeq and is a predicted model, not a curated record. The transcript has 7 exons.
AUUUCAAAAAUCGGGGAUCACUACUAUCGAGUCAAGUUUUGUUUAUGUUGGUGUAAGUGAGAGAGAGAAAGCAUACGAGAAAGAGGGAGUCUACGCGUCAUCAUAACAAAACAGAGAAGCUGAGGAGCUGUCAAAGUUGGCGAGUUUGCCUUCUCUUCUCAUUUUUCCAGCCCGUUUCAGGAAGUGGUUACAAAUCUUGCUUGUGAUGUAUGCGUAAAGAUUUUUCAUAAUUUUCAUUUCGAUUCAUUCAAUCAGUUUGAUCGCUACGCUAAAGUGAAGUGAACUGCGUACGACUAAAAGUUGUAGGUGGAUAAUUUGUGAAACAAAGGAAAAAAGGAAAAGCACCGUGAUUACUGACAUCACUUUCGGAAACUCCGGUCGAUCGACCUUCAUCUGGCUGUCUCUCGCUCUCAUUGUGAAUUAUUUUUUGUGCAAUUCUCUGUCUCACCGCAAACGGAAAGCACAUUAGGCUGAAAAUUAUUGAUAAGAACAAAGUGAUCUCACUCGGUAGGGCAAAUUAAGCGUGAGUGUGUGUGUGUGUCUUCAGUGGCCAGAUGGUGUUCCUGACUACGAGCGGUAAUGAACACUGCUAGGCCCCGUCUGGUAUCCACCUCAACGCGAAAACUCCAUUCAUCCUCGUCGUCAUCGCCAUCCAAGGGAGUGAAAAUUACGGAGGAAAAACCAUCAGCAACGACGACUCCAGCAGCGAUGAGCCUGGCCGAAGCUGGCGGCGGCGUCGGCGGAACAGGUACCAGUGAAAACGGCGCUUUGGGGGAAACUGCGGAACAGCCUCCGACCAAGUUUACGGAGGCGGAUUUGCAGGCCAUCAAGUUGACCAGUGACACGUUAAAGCGCAACCCAAAAAUGGACUUCAGCAAAACCGAUCUGCUCAAACUGCUGAGCUAUCUGGAGGGUGAACUUCAGGCGCGUGACGUUGUGAUAGCUGUGCUGAAAACCGAAAAGAUAAAACAAUUGCUCAACACAACUCGGUACAGCAAAUCAACCAAUCUUAACGACCCGCAUGCUGCCCUUUAUCGGGACAAUCUCGCCUCGAGCGGGAACAUCGCCAGCCGACAGUCGUCUAUCCAGGCGGCAUAUUCCGAGCACGAGAUGCGACUACUCAACGACCAACGGGUAGGAGUUAGGGAGCAGAUGGAUUCGCUUGCGGCGCUGGUGAUGCAACAGCGGCAGACUCAAGCCAAGAUGGUCGAGGUGCUUAAGGACGCGGAAGAGCGUUACAAAAAGGUGGUCCAGGAGCUCGAGGAUGAGCGACGGAAGCAUGAGCACACCACCGCUCAGGGAGACGAUAUUACCUACGGGCUGGAGAUCGAACGAUCUCGGCUGAAACAGGAGCUGGAGCAUGAAAAAGAACAGCACAAAGUUUUGGAGCUUGAGCUGAAGAAGGUUCAGGAGCAGUUCGAGGCGGAAAAGAAUCGUCAGAAGCAAAUUGUUCUUCUGCUGUUGGCGGAAAGGAAGAAAAUUAUCAUCAAAUAUAUAGAGGAGCGCAAGCGAAGCGAAGACUUGGCACAAAUUCUUUCCGAAGAGAAGCUACGGGUGGAUACGAUUGCGGAAGGAUUGGAGGAGGAAAGCAAAAAGUCACUCCGAAUGGAGGCCGAAUUGGAAGCGCAGACUCAACAGUUUGAUAUCGAAAGGAAAGUGUUGCACCAGAGUUUGGCCAAAGAGGAAAAGAGAAUCAAAGAGCAGGAACUGGAAAUUCAGCAGCUCAAGCUGGAAAUCGAACUUUUGAGGAAGCAGACGGGUAUUCGACAUCCGAUUGUUGCUCCUCAGCUUCCUACCAAACCGGGCGGUUUGAUGCCAUCAAGACCAUCGAUCGGAGGCGCCGCUCCAGAAGUAGACAGCGUGGCAUCGGCCUGCUCUUCCGCUUCCGCUGCAGUUGGCUCUGUGGCAUCUGCUUCUGGUGCUUCUUCUGCUGCUGUUGCUGCUGCCGCCACUGCUGGAUCCGCUGCUGCCGCUGCCGCUGCCGUCACCGCCACUGGUGUUGGGAUUUUGCCACCCAGCGCAAUGAUUAGUAGUGUGGCCACCAAGGUGGUCCAGCCAACCGCUACCGUGUCUAGCGUGCCCGUUUCCGGACCAACAACGGGAAUCGCUCGCUCCGUAUCUCCCGGACAGCUGAUUCGACAGACGGCCAUUUCACAGCUGUCGAUAACGUCGCCCCCGCUUGGACCCAGCCCCGGUUUGAACAGCAGUGUACCGAUUGCACCUGCAACAGACACUUACGUCAACGCACCCACGGGCAAGAUGGCCACCGUCAGAAAAGCCUCGUCAUCGCCGGCUGGAUGUGCCGCUGGUAUCGGGGUGUUGUCCGGAGUAGGAGGAGGUUCAGCAGUUGCCGUUAAGAAGACAAUAAUUCCACCGGUGGGAGGACGUGGUGUGCCGCCUCCAAUCCCACCCAACAAACCGCAGAUUCCGCCGAAACUAUCCAGCACCUCGGCUGCGGCAGCCGUCGCCGCUGCGGCCGUCUCAUCACGUAUACCGUUUCUAAGCAAUAGCAAUCAGAGCAGUAACAGCACGAUCAGCAGUAGUAACAGUUUAGCCAAUAGUAAUAGCGUUGGAUCAUCAGUAUCAUCGCCGUCCUCUGUAUCGUCACCACUACUGACAUCAUCAGCAUCAUUGUCAUCGUCACCUUCAUCAUCAUCGCCAUCCUCUUUAUCCUCCACUAGCGCUAGCAGUUGUUUCGCCGCACCCCCUGGGGUUCAUGCCAGUGGAACGCAACCGCCCACAAAUAAUCUUAUCGCAUCUUCAACAGUCGCAAACAAUCCCGUUGGAGCAGCAGCAGCUGCAGCUGCAACAGCAACAGCAUCUGCCGCCACACCACAGACAGCUGUCGUCCCAACCGCCGCCACCACCACAACAGCAUCACAAAAUUCUGCGGCGACAGCCUCAUCUUCAUCCGUUUCAGCCGCAGCAGAAAUACUGACAAACAUCGGUUGCGAAGAAAUUUCAUAUGGUGGAUUCAACAAAUGAUGAAAACGGUCUGAUUUGAGUGGUACUUGCUGUAGGAUCAAUUUGAACGAUUAUGUUUUGUGAUCAGUGUUUGAACUAAAAAAGAGUACAGUAUUAAGUAAAAUAAUUUUUCAUUUUUUGAAAAUUCACUGCAGUUUGCAUACAAAACGUAUUUCUUGCAGUGUAAACAAGCCAUUCAAAUUCUUUUUUGUUUUAAAUAUCAGCGAUUCAGCUUGGGAAAUAAAGAAGUAAACAGUAUAAAAAUAAAGCAUUGUAAAUGAAA